Molecule: messenger RNA, 4451 nt
Organism: Phragmites australis (common reed)
Lineage: Eukaryota; Viridiplantae; Streptophyta; Magnoliopsida; Poales; Poaceae
Product: ABC transporter B family member 1-like
Exons: 5
Coding region: 129-4229 (1366 amino acids)
Biological process (GO): transmembrane transport
Cellular component (GO): membrane
Molecular function (GO): ATP binding; ABC-type transporter activity; ATP hydrolysis activity
Source: RefSeq, a predicted model, not a curated record
CGGCAACUCUCUCUCUCACACACACAUCCCAUUUGCAUUGCAUCUGCACCACUCGCACUCAGCAGCCAGACUCCUCUCCUCUGCCUCUCCGACCGACGCCGAGGACCAGAGGAGCUCGUCCAGCUCCCAUGUCUAGCGACCCCGAGGAGAUCAGGGCCCGCGUCGUCGUCCUCGGCGCCCACGCCGACGCAGCCGACGAGUGGGCCCGUCCGGAGCUAGAGGCCUUCCACCUCCCCUCCCCCUCCCAUCAGCCCCCCCGCUUCCUAGGAGAGGAGGACCAAGCAACGCCACCUCCUCACCCAGAACCAGAAGCACCCCCCGCCACCAACACAUGUAGCAGCAGCCCAGCUGCCGCUCCUCCUCCGUCGCCGCCGCCUCCUGCGCCACUGGAGACCGAGCAGCCGCCCAAUGCUAAACCAUCGUCCUCCUCCAACAAUGACAAGAACCCGUCCCCGCCUGCCGCCCUGCGCGACCUCUUCCGCUUCGCCGACGGCCUCGACUGCAUCCUCAUGGCCGUCGGCACACUCGGCGCUCUCGUCCACGGCUGCUCCCUUCCGGUCUUCCUCCGCUUCUUCGCCGACCUCGUUGACUCCUUCGGCUCCCAUGCCAACGACCCGGACACCAUGGUCCGCCUCGUCGUCAAGUACGCCUUCUACUUCCUCGUCGUCGGAGCAGCCAUUUGGGCAUCCUCAUGGGCAGAGAUCUCGUGCUGGAUGUGGACCGGCGAGCGCCAGUCGACGAGGAUGCGGAUCCGCUACCUGGAGGCGGCGCUGCGCCAGGACGUCUCCUUCUUCGACACCGAUGUCCGCACCUCCGACGUCAUCUACGCCAUCAACGCCGACGCAGUCAUCGUGCAGGACGCCAUCAGCGAGAAGCUCGGCAACCUCAUCCACUACAUGGCCACCUUUGUCGCAGGCUUCGUCGUCGGAUUCACCGCCGCCUGGCAGCUCGCGCUCGUCACGCUCGCCGUCGUGCCGCUCAUCGCCGUCAUCGGCGGCCUCAGCGCCGCUGCGCUCGCCAAGCUCUCCUCCAGGAGCCAGGACGCGCUCUCCAACGCCAGCAACAUCGCCGAGCAGGCGCUCGCGCAGAUACGGAUCGUGCAGGCCUUCGUCGGCGAGGAGCGCGCAAUGCGGGCCUACUCGGCGGCGCUCGCCGUGGCGCAGAGGGUCGGCUACCGCAGCGGCUUCGCCAAGGGCCUCGGCCUCGGCGGCACCUACUUCACCGUCUUCUGCUGCUACGCGCUGCUGCUCUGGUACGGCGGCCACCUCGUGCGCCGCCACCACACCAACGGUGGCCUCGCCAUCGCAACCAUGUUCUCCGUCAUGAUCGGCGGCCUGGCCCUGGGGCAGUCUGCGCCGAGCAUGGCGGCGUUCGCCAAGGCGCGCGUGGCGGCGGCGAAGAUAUUCCGGAUCAUCGACCACAAGCCGCGCAUCGAGCGGGACGGCGAGGGCGGCGUGGAGCUGGAGUCAGUGACGGGGCGGGUGGAGAUGAGGAACGUGGACUUCGCGUACCCGUCCCGGCCGGACGUCCCCAUCCUGCGCGGCUUCUCGCUGAGCGUGCCCGCUGGGAAGACCAUCGCGCUGGUCGGCAGCUCCGGCUCCGGCAAGAGCACCGUCGUGUCCCUCAUCGAGAGGUUCUACGACCCGAAUGCAGGGCAAAUCCUGCUUGACGGGCAUGAUCUCAAGGCACUGAAGCUGCGUUGGGUGCGGCAGCAGAUUGGGUUGGUGAGCCAGGAGCCGACGCUGUUCGCGACGAGCAUCAAGGAGAACCUGCUGCUGGGGCGGGAAAGCCAGGGCGCGACGCAGGCGGAGAUGGAGGAGGCGGCCAGGGUUGCCAACGCCCACUCCUUCAUCAUCAAGCUGCCCGAUGGCUACGACACGCAGGUGGGCGAGCGCGGCCUGCAGCUCUCCGGCGGCCAGAAGCAGCGCAUCGCCAUCGCCCGCGCCAUGCUCAAGAACCCGGCCAUCCUCCUGCUGGACGAGGCCACCAGCGCCCUCGACUCCGAGUCUGAGAAGCUCGUGCAAGAGGCGCUCGACCGCUUCAUGAUCGGCCGCACCACGCUCGUCAUCGCCCACAGGCUCUCCACCAUCCGCAAGGCCGACCUCGUCGCCGUCCUGCAGGGCGGUGCCGUCUCCGAGGUGGGCACGCACGACGAGCUCAUGGCCAAGGGGGAGAACGGCACCUACGCCAAGCUCAUCCGAAUGCAGGAGCAGGCGCACGAGGCCGCCCUCGUCAACGCCAGGAGGAGCAGCGCCAGGCCCUCCAGCGCCCGCAACUCCGUCAGCUCCCCCAUCAUGACGCGCAACUCCUCCUACGGCCGCUCGCCCUACUCCCGCCGCCUCUCCGACUUCUCCACCUCCGACUUCAGCCUCUCCAUCCACGACCCCAGCCACCACCAUCACCACCGGAUGGCGGAGAAGCUGGCGUUCCGCGCGGGGGCCAGCUCCUUCUGGCGCCUGGCCAAGAUGAACUCGCCCGAGUGGGGCUACGCGCUCGUCGGUUCCCUCGGCUCCAUGGUGUGCGGCUCCUUCAGCGCCAUCUUCGCCUACAUCCUCAGCGCCGUGCUCAGCGUCUACUACGCGCCGGACCCCCGGCACAUGAAGCGCGAGAUCGGCAAGUACUGCUACCUGCUCAUCGGCAUGUCCUCGGCGGCGCUGCUCUUCAACACGGUGCAGCACGUGUUCUGGGACACCGUGGGCGAGAACCUUACCAAGCGUGUGCGCGAUAAGAUGUUCGCCGCUGUGCUCCGCAACGAGAUCGCCUGGUUCGACGCCGAGGAGAACGCCAGCGCGCGCGUCGCCGCCAGGCUCGCGCUCGACGCCCAGAACGUGCGCUCCGCCAUCGGGGACCGCAUCUCCAUCAUCGUCCAGAACUCGGCGCUCAUGCUCGUGGCCUGCACCGCGGGCUUCAUUCUGCAGUGGCGUCUUGCGCUCGUACUCCUCGCCGUCUUCCCUCUCGUUGUCGGCGCCACCGUCCUGCAGAAGAUGUUCAUGAAGGGCUUCUCCGGGGACCUGGAGGGCGCGCACGCUCGGGCCACGCAGAUCGCUGGUGAGGCCGUGGCGAACUUGCGCACUGUGGCGGCUUUCAACGCGGAGGGCAAGAUCACGGGACUCUUCGAGGCCAACCUGCGUGGCCCUCUCCGGCGGUGCUUCUGGAAGGGCCAGAUAGCCGGGAGCGGCUACGGCGUGGCACAGUUCCUGCUGUACGCGUCGUACGCGCUGGGCCUGUGGUACGCGGCGUGGCUCGUCAAGCACGGCAUCUCCGACUUCUCCAGGACCAUCCGCGUGUUCAUGGUGCUGAUGGUCUCCGCCAACGGCGCUGCCGAGACGCUGACGCUGGCGCCGGACUUCAUCAAGGGCGGGCGCGCCAUGCACUCGGUGUUCGAGACCAUCGACCGCAAGACGGAGGUGGAGCCCGACGACGUGGACGCGGCGCCGGUGCCCGAGCGCCCCAGGGGCGAGGUGGAGCUCAAGCAUGUCGACUUCUCGUACCCGUCCCGGCCGGACAUCCAGGUGUUCCAGGACCUGAGCCUCCGCGCGCGCGCCGGCAGGACGCUGGCGCUGGUCGGGCCGAGCGGAUGCGGCAAGAGCUCGGUGCUGGCGCUGAUCCAGCGGUUCUACGAGCCCACGUCCGGGCGCGUGCUCCUGGACGGCAAGGACGUGCGCAAGUACAACCUGCAGGCGCUGCGGCGCGUGAUCGCGAUGGUGCCGCAGGAGCCGUUCCUGUUCGCGGCCAGCAUCCAUGACAACAUCGCGUACGGUCGUGAGGGCGCAACGGAGGCGGAGGUGGUGGAGGCGGCGACGCAGGCGAACGCGCACAAGUUCAUCUCGGCACUGCCGGAGGGAUACAGGACUCAGGUGGGCGAGCGCGGGGUGCAGCUGUCGGGCGGGCAGCGGCAGCGGAUCGCCAUCGCGCGCGCGCUGGUUAAGCAGGCGGCCAUCAUGCUGCUGGACGAGGCGACCAGCGCGCUGGACGCGGAGUCGGAGCGGUGCGUGCAGGAGGCACUGGAGCGCGCGGGGUCGGGGCGCACCACCAUCGUGGUGGCGCACCGGCUGGCGACGGUGCGCAAUGCCCACACGAUCGCCGUGAUCGACGACGGCAAGGUGAUGGAGCAGGGGUCGCACUCGCACCUGCUCAACCACCACCCUGACGGAUGCUACGCGCGCAUGCUGCAGCUGCAGCGGCUGACCGGUGCCACUGCGGCGUCGACGUCGAACGGGACUGCGUAGGGGAGUUUCAGAGCUUCAUCGAUGAGAGGUCGGUGGAAGGGAUCUCAUGUUACGAUUACAAACACGUUCACUUGUACAAUUUGAUCUGGAGUUUUAGGAUCUAAACCUUUUCUUUCUUUCUUUCUUCUUGCUGUGAUGUGGAACAGCAAUAGCAUCUCUCAAAUUAGAGUAUUGUAAGUAACGGCUCCCAAUCCCAAGGGAAAUUACCUACUUAAUCGUAUA